Molecule: messenger RNA, 3228 nt
Organism: Mya arenaria
Lineage: Eukaryota; Metazoa; Mollusca; Bivalvia; Myida; Myidae
Product: GRIP and coiled-coil domain-containing protein 1-like
Exons: 13
Coding region: 110-2263 (717 amino acids)
Cellular component (GO): Golgi apparatus
Source: RefSeq, a predicted model, not a curated record
UAAUGAUUAUAAAUGUUGAUUUUUCCUUAAAUCUGUGAAACCUGUCGAGGUAUUUUGAAUAUUUUCAGUGUCGUCGUUCAAAACCUUUCCUUUUCCAGAGUUGACAAUCAUGGACUUAGAAAGAGCACCCAGAAGCGAGCUGCUGAAAAAGAUUGAAGAACAGAAAGAAAAAUUGCAAAAUAGGGAGAAGAAAUUGAGAGAUUUGAUUGGUGCCUAUAAGGGCGUGUUAAAAGAGAAGGAGGCUUUAGAAUCCAGCGUGAAAGUCCUUUCACAGGGUCAAAGGUCAAGGUCGAAUCUAGAAGUCCCCAAUUCAAAAGGUCCACCCUCAGACACAGCCAGUGAUCGCGGCCUUGACUCAGAUCGGGAAUCUGAAGAUGGGGCCAAACCGUUUCACCAUGCAGGAGAUCCUUUAAAUGCAGAGCAUGAGGAGGCAGAGGACGUGAUUUCCAAGCUGACAGCUCAGGUUGAAACUCUCUCCCACUCAAUGAUGACACUCACUGAACAGAAAUCCAAACUUGAAGCCAACUACAUUGCUGAAAAGAAAGCGAUAAAGCAAGAAAAUGAAGACCUUCAAAGACGACUAAAAGAAAGUCUGGAAAAGGCUGAGUCCCUACAGAAGCAGGUUGAUUCCCAGACCAAUGAGUGGAAGGGCCGUAUAAGAGGUCAACAGAUUGAACGGGAAAAGGAACAGACAGACCAUGCCGUUAUGUUACGGGAGCUGCAGAAACUUCUUGCCAGUGAGAGAGAAACAAAAGAACAUCUUGAACAACAGCUUGACGAAACCACAUUCAGCCUUAAAGAACAGAGACAGGCUACACAGGAGAUUCAGGCUCGCCACAUAGAGGAGACCGAGCGAUUGAAACGCGACAUCUCACAGCUCAAGGCGAGUCUAGACGAGGAAAAGACACAAGCUCUGCGGCCAUCACCACAGCUGCUGAGUCUGCAGAGGGAAACUGAGGAACUCAAGGCCCAGCACAGGUUGCUGCAGCGAGAAGAUGAAUCUCGUGUAGAAGAAGUUGAGUCAAAGGCACGGGAUUAUGGGAAACAGUGUGAGACCAGGAUCGCGGAGCUGGAGUCAAAAUUGUCUGAACUUUCUGAGACAGUUGGCAACUAUGAGAGGCUCAGGUAUCAGGACCAGCAGACUAUCCAGAGACUUAAAGAUAGGUUGAGCCAGCUAGAACAGGAGAACCGGGCACUGACUGAAGCCUCACAGUCUGCCAGCGAGGAGGAGAUGACUGACAUACCAAAGAUUGUGGAGAAAAUUUCUGUCCUGAAGGAACAGCUAUUGGCAGCUAACAGUCGUACAGAGCAGCCCAUUAAUAUUGAAGAGCUGUUGCUAGCUGACACUGGUGCCGAACACCCGCUAGUCAAGAAAUACAGGGAGGAGCUAGAACAAGUCAAGGAGGAGUUUGAACGCUACAGGCUCCGCGCACAGUCGGUCCUCAAAAACAAGAAGGAGAACAUGCCAACCCAGGAAGACGUAUUGAAAGAGCAUGUGAAUGAGCUGCGUGACCGACUACGCACCCUGCAUGUGCAACAGGAUGAGGAGCUAGAACACUGUCGACAGCGCGAGGACGGUGUGCGGAAAACAAUGCUAGCCUUGCAGGACAAACACAAGCAUGAGGUUCUACACAUGCAAGCAGAGCAUCACUCGGCCCUGCAGGAGCUGGAAGAAGAGAUGAAGAAACAGCGAGAACGGACGGUCUCCAUGUUGGCGGAGAAAGAUAGAGAACUAGAGGUGCUCAGGGCUACUUCAACACAUUCCCUCCAGCAUGACUAUGUGGUCAGAACCAGGUCCAAUCUGGAGAGUGGUGGUGCAUCCUGUGAGAGACAGAGUUCAGAGGAUGAGGCAGUGACACGCCUCCUGGCCACACCCCCAGCAGGCCAGGGUGAUAUGACUUUGCUCUACUUUGCACAGGAGCAGGCCAGGAAAGAUGUGGAGGUGGCCACACUGAGGAAACAAAAAAGGGAACUUGAAAUGGCUCUACGAGAUUUACAGGUGUCUUCCAGUAGUAAGCAGGAAGCGUUGUAUGAAGAAAUUGACAGUUUGAAGGAGGAGAUUCGUAAACUUGGACGGAGUAUAAGUCGAGAAGGUGCCAAUUUGGAAUAUCUGAAAAAUGUGACUUACAAGUUUUUAAUUUGUCAUGACCCGGUUGGCAAACAGCAGAUGUUGAACGCUAUAACCACCAUUCUGCAGUUCAGUCCACAAGAGAAGUCAACUGUUCAGGCCCAAAAUAAGGGCUGGUGGAUGGGAAGUUCUUGAUGAAACGUUUGUGUUAGAAAUGUGAUAUGUUAUUUUCUGGAACCAGUGCUAAAAUUGUCUAUUGACAGUGUUCUCGUUGUGUUGCCUGCAAACAUUGCAGACACAUAUGGAUUACUUUGUCCAGCGUUGUCUUUCAACGCCCACUUGUCUUCCGAAUUGUCUUCUGAAUUGUCGUCUGUGUCUUGAUUUCAUUUCCUGUCAAUAACUUUUGAAUGAUUUAUUGUAGAGUCUUAGUAUGCAACAGCGAGAACGGACAGGCGAUGUAUCUUACUUGCAGGAUUAUAGUUUUCCAUAUGGAUUUUUUCCACAGGGGCCUUAAAAAAGGGUUCAUUUGUGGAAUCAUGUUUAUACUUGAACUGUAUAUUUAAUGGGUCCAUGUAAUAUUUAUUAAAGUGCUCACCACUGCUUUACAUUUACUUAAGAAUAAGAAUAUUUUUUUAAAACAAAUGUAAGAUGCAUGAAAACAUUGAAUCACUUUUGUUGAGAGUUAAUAGAAUUUACAACAGGAAAAUCUCAUCAUGUGUUAGCUAACAAGAAUGUUAUGAUGAAGUUUCAUUACUUAUUGUACUUCAGUAGCUGAAACAAACUUGCUUCUUUUGAAAGUUUAUAUUAAAGUUCUUUUAAGGGUUUUUGUCUUUAUAUGAAUGGGGAACAUAACUUAAACUCUAUAUUGCAAAUAAGUUGCGGGCAUUAUAGUUUUGAUGGAUUACCUACAGGCCAUGAAAAAUUGAUUCUAUGUUAGGAGUCAUCAGGAAGGUAGGUUUUCACCCUUCAUAAUGAAAAUAAAAUAAGGAAUUCGAAAUGGCCUCGGGUAAAGCAUACUACAUUCACAUUUGUCAUUCAUGUGAAGCUCUCAUUUAAUUAAAGUAUAUUUUAAAUCAAUUUUGUUGAUUGGACCAUAUUUGUGCAAUAUGUAUUGUGGUUGUAAUGGUUUAUUAUCAUAUUAAAUAAAGUCUAUUUUUCUA